AUGGAAAAUAAGCGAAUUGGAGAUAUCGACCGCCUACUUCAAAAGCUAAAGGAAGAAAAUAACCAAUACAGGAAUUCAAAAAAAUUGCAAGAAGAAAUAGAGGAAAAUAAGGAAAAUCCUGACUAUAGGCAAGAUGAAGAGGAAGAAGAGGAUUAUUUGCCUUCAAGAUACAAGCGAGAGCCAUCGUACCAUUCAGAAAGUGAGGAGGAAGAAGGAGAAGAGCAGGAUGAGGAUCAAGAGGAAAAUUCAGGAAGGGAAGAUAUAAGAGAAGCAGAAAGUGAAGAUGAAGAGCUAAGUGAGGAAGAAGAAGAAGACACAAGAGAAAAAAUUCGAAAGCGCCUUGAAGAAAUCAGAAAAAAGAAAAACCAAUUAGGCCCUCCAGUCAGAGUUGAAAAAGCUCAAGAAGCGCCACAAAGGCCACACACCGCUAAGCCUCAAAUAUAUCGCCCUCAAAGUGCAAAAUUCCCCAAAACGCCUUCAUUUUUCGCGACUCCAAUAACAACUAAAAAGAAAAAGAGCGAUCCUGUUGCAUUAUUUAAUCAGAGGCAGCGAGAAUGGAAGUCAAAUGCCUUUUUGCGUUCAAAUACCUUAAAUACUCGAGAAGGGAGAAAAUUAAAUUUAAACCCACCUCAAAAAGAUUUUGAGGUCGUCAAGGCUUCCCAUGACUACAGAAAGAACAAUUAUGUAGCUCCUCAUGAAAAAAGAAGAGAUGAUAUUAGAAAUAUUACAAAGGUACUUUUUAUUUAGAUGAAAAUGUUGAGUGCUCAUGAAUGUUAA
Blepharisma stoltei is the source of this 777-nucleotide messenger RNA. The record is from the annotation of a GenBank genome assembly. NCBI's taxonomy places the organism in Eukaryota, Ciliophora, Heterotrichea, Heterotrichida, Blepharismidae.